GAAAGUUGUCUUACUUCCGGUUAGAGGAAAGCUAUUUCCGCGCGGUAACUUGGAGGAUGCUCUUACGAACGGCACUGCUAGGAGGUACUCGAUUUUUGCUGGCACCCCGGCAAGGAAAUUCUUCCGGCCAGCAAUGUCUGAGGUGGUGGCAGCUCCUGCAGAAACGGGCACAACACAGUGCAGUGUCAGAAGCAGCUUCACAUUCCAGAGUGGCAGUACCACCUGUACCCAAUGCUGUGACAGACCAAACCAUAGGACGUUGGCUCAUAAUCUGCAGCGGUACUGUGGCUGGAGCUGUGGUACUUGGUGGCAUUACUAGGUUGACAGAAUCUGGGCUCUCAAUGGUUGACUGGCACUUAGUGCGGGAGAUGAAGCCUCCUCAAACACAGGAGGACUGGGAGGCAGAAUUUCUAAAGUAUCAGCAAUUUCCAGAAUUUAAAAUCCUGAACCAUGACAUGACACUGACAGAGUUCAAAUUCAUCUGGUACAUGGAGUAUUCACAUCGUAUGUGGGGGCGACUGGUAGGGUUGGCUUACAUCCUUCCAGCAGCCUACUUCUGGAGAAAGGGCUACUUGAGCCAAUCCUUGAAAGGUCAUGUCCUCGCCCUGUGCGGGCUUGUCUGUUUUCAGGUAGGAAUGGCUAUUGGAAUUUAG
Pseudonaja textilis is the source of this 653-nucleotide messenger RNA. NCBI's taxonomy places the organism in Eukaryota, Metazoa, Chordata, Lepidosauria, Squamata, Elapidae. The record is from RefSeq and is a predicted model, not a curated record.